UUUUUUUAUUUCUGAAGUUAAAUUAUUCACCCAAAAAUCCCACUCCAUUCUAUCCUCCCCCUCUCAAUCCCUUCAAUAUUAUCCAACUGGGUAGAGGGGAAAAGGAGAACCAAAGAAAAAGGCAGCAAAACAAGUAGGAAAUGGCUUUAGAGGCUUGCAGCUUCCAGGUUAGCACCAUUGUUGCCUCCACAGCUGCAGCUACAAGCAGAGUUAGGCUAUUACAUGGGCAAAAGCCAUUCCCUCAAAAAGAGAAGCACAAUUUGCUUACGAUUUCCGGGUCAAGGAGAGCGAUUUCGGUUGGCGGCGGCAACGGCCGUCGAACCCAGGUUGUUUGUCAAGCUAAGAAUGUUGUAGAUGAAGUUUUGGUGGCAAACGACGCGAACUGGAACAGCUUGGUGAUCGGUUGCGAAAAUCCGGUCCUGGUCGAGUUCUGGGCCCCGUGGUGCGGCCCGUGCAGGAUGAUCGCCCCCGUGAUCGACGAGCUGGCCAAGGACUACGCGGGGAAGAUCGUGUGCUGCAAGGUCAACACCGACGACUGCCCCAACAUCGCAUCCAACUACGGCAUCCGGAGCAUCCCGACAGUCCUGAUGUUCAAGAACGGGGAGAAGAAAGAGAGUGUGAUAGGGGCUGUGCCAAAGAGCACCUUGUCUGGUAUCAUAGACAAGUACAUGGAAAUGUGAAUGCUCCAGUGGGUGUUUUAAUGGUGAUUGUAUAUUUGAGACCAUGUUUAUAUCGUUCAAAAACAAUCAGGGGAUUGUAACUCAUGAGAUUUAUGUCUAUAUGCUCUUUUUCUGUAAGCAUACUCUUGCAUGUGAAGGGGAUUUUGCCGAAUAUUGCGGCCGUCGA
Messenger RNA from Ananas comosus (pineapple), 846 nucleotides. Its product is annotated as thioredoxin M-type, chloroplastic-like. The record is from RefSeq and is a predicted model, not a curated record. Gene Ontology annotation, cellular component: cytoplasm. The transcript has 2 exons. Bases 141 to 680 code for a protein of 179 amino acids. Lineage: Eukaryota; Viridiplantae; Streptophyta; Magnoliopsida; Poales; Bromeliaceae. Gene Ontology annotation, molecular function: oxidoreductase activity, acting on a sulfur group of donors, disulfide as acceptor; protein-disulfide reductase activity.